This is a messenger RNA of Ipomoea triloba (trilobed morning glory), 1947 nucleotides long. RefSeq names its product L-gulonolactone oxidase 3. Gene Ontology annotation, cellular component: membrane. The record is from RefSeq and is a predicted model, not a curated record. The transcript has 5 exons. Lineage: Eukaryota; Viridiplantae; Streptophyta; Magnoliopsida; Solanales; Convolvulaceae. Bases 63 to 1856 code for a protein of 597 amino acids. Gene Ontology annotation, molecular function: D-arabinono-1,4-lactone oxidase activity; FAD binding.
CGUAAUCCUAUAAAACAUUAAGGAAACCUUAUAAUCCUCAAUAUCUAUCAUCAAACUUCCAAAUGUCAUCCAUGGCGGCGAACCAUCGCCGCGGCGCCGGCGGUGUGUCUCCGGCGAUCAUCCUCUGGUGUUUGGCGAAUGCGGUAAUGAUGAUCUCAAUCGCGGUGGCGAUGCCGCCUCAGAACCCUCUCCAAUGCAACGCGACGGGGUGUACGCUUUACAAUUCUUACGGCGUGUGGGGCGACCGGAAGGUGUGCCGGUCGCCGAGAGCGGUGUUUCCGACGACGGAGGAGGAGCUCACGGCGGCGGUGGCGGAUGCGAACCGGAAGAAAGAGAAGAUAAAAGUGGUGACGAGGUUUUCGCACAGUAUUCCUAAGUUGGGUUGCCCCACCAAUGGUGUCGAUACGGUCUUCAUUAGCACUGAAAGGUACAACUCAACUAUCGAGGUGGACGUGGCGAAUCGGGCGGUGACGGCGGACGCGGGGGUGGGGCUGAGGGCACUGAUUGACAGGGUGGAAGGGGAGGGGCUGAGCUUGGUGGCGUCGCCGUAUUGGGAGGGCGUGACGGUGGCCGGAGUUGUGAGCACGGGGGCGCACGGCAGCUCGUGGUGGGGCAAGGGCGGAGCGGUCCAUGAGCACGUGAUUGGGAUCAGCCUUGUCGUCCCGGCCACGGCGGCAGAAGGGUAUGCAAAAGUGGUGAGCCUCACGGCGGAGGACCCUCUCUUCAACGCCGCAAAAGUCUCUUUGGGAUUGCUCGGCGUUAUUUCUAAGGUGACAUUAUCAUUGGAGCCAGCAUUCAAACGUAGCAUUACCUUCAAUUUCACAAAUGAUAGCGGUCUUGAGAAUGAGUACAUUGAGCAUGCAAAGAAGCAUGAAUUUGGAGACCUUCAAUGGUACCCUUCCAAAAACAUUGCCGUCUAUAGAUACGAUGAUAGAGUUCCCUUAAACACACCCGGAGAUGGCGUCAAUGAUUUCAUAGGUUUUCAAUCAAACCUUGUUCUACUUACCAAGACCAUCCGAGCCACAGAAAAAGCGUUCGAAAAGAGAAGAGAUUUCAAAGGAAAAUGCAUGUCGGCGACCACAUUCAUGGCGGCCAAGACACUAAUGGCAAACGGAUUAAAAAACAACGGCGUCCUCUUCACCGGAUAUCCGGUGGUGGGCCGACAAGGCAAAAUGCAAACCUCGGGAUCAUGUCUCUACACGUCGCCGUCCGACAGCCUCAGCUCCUGCGCGUGGGACCCUCGGAUCAACGGCCUCUUCUUCUACGAAACCACCGCCGUAAUCCCCGCCGCCAACUUCGGGGACUUCAUACGCGACGUCAAGAAGCUGCGCGACGCGGUGAAGCCCGAGAGCUUCUGCGGCGCGGACCUGUACAACGGCUUCCUCAUACGCUACGUGAAGGCGUCGGCGGGGUACCUGGCCCCGCCGGUGGAUUCCGUCGUGGUGGAUAUUAACUACUACCGCGCCGACGACGCCGUGACGCCGAGGCUGAGCCAGGAUAUAUGGGAGGAGGUGGAGCAGCUGGCGUUCUUCAAGCACGGCGCCAGGCCGCAUUGGGGGAAGAAUCGGGACGUGGCGUUCGUCGGCGUGCAGGGGAAAUACCCAGGUUUUGCCAAGUUCGUGGCGGCCAAGAAGGAAUUGGAUCCCGACAACGUGUUUUCCGGGGAGUGGUUGGACGAGGUAGUGUUUGGGAAGGGCGGCAGCGGCGUUAAAGGAGACGGUUGUGCGUUGGAGGGACUGUGCGUGUGUUCGGAAGACCGACAUUGCAGCCCUUCCAACGGCUACUUUUGCCGGCCGGGAGUUGUGUACAAGGAUGCUCGUGUCUGUACCUAUUUGGGAACAAACUCCAUUUCUUGAUCAUUUAUGUACACUCAUUUUCUAAAUAAUAUCUCCAUCCAACUUUAAAGUUAAUACAUAAUUGGAAUGAGUAUCUAUCUAUUUAUUUUGA